Messenger RNA from Physella acuta, 2755 nucleotides. RefSeq names its product BTB/POZ domain-containing protein 10. Gene Ontology annotation, molecular function: protein binding. Gene Ontology annotation, biological process: positive regulation of phosphorylation. The record is from RefSeq and is a predicted model, not a curated record. Gene Ontology annotation, cellular component: cytoplasm. NCBI's taxonomy places the organism in Eukaryota, Metazoa, Mollusca, Gastropoda, Physidae.
AACAAUUUGCAAGAAAAAAAUAUGGUGGUUUGUUUGUUCUGCGUGUUUGCAGACCACCAACAUUAAACAAACUUGUCCGAUGAAAUGUUAUCUCGCUUUAUUUUGCCCAUAGUCAGUAAGGUCGAAUGCCUUUUAGCGUCAGCUUGACGACGUUUAAAUGGUACGCCCAUGGCAAAUCGGCGACACCACAUACCUCGAGACAGAUAUCACAGAGAAUACGACUCACACAGCAGUGAUUCUGAUAUCUCUGACACUGAUGAUCGUAAGAAGACUUGCAUAAAGAAAUCUAGUUUUAAAACUAUUGGCAAAACUUGUCUUCCUACCAAAUCACUUCAUGGUGAAAGGAGUACCAGCUCUCUUGGUCCCACUCGUUCCAAACCUUGUCUUGUAAAUCGUACUCGGUCUCAAAGUUUUGAUAAUACAAGCAGCAACGAAGAUUGCCCUUCAUGUGAACUGCGUGCCAGUUCUAGCAUGUAUUCAAAGUCUCGGCCUCAAAAUCUAGAAAUUCCACAUCAGCUUCAACAUCACAAAUUGUCAGACUAUCAAACAGAAGGUGCCAUGGCCAUGUCGAUGCAGUCAUCUCCAAAACUUGGUUGUAGUAGCCCACGCCCAUCAGAACGUCUUACCCUGGUAGUAGAUGAGACCAGAUUUGUCGUGGACCCUGAGCUGUUUCGCCAGCGUCCAGAGACAAUGUUGGGCAGGAUGUUUACAUCUUCUUUGGAAAACAACUUUACCAGGCCUAAUGAAAGAGGCGAGUUUGAAGUAGCAGAUGGCAUAUCUGCUUCUGUUUUUAGAGCUAUACUGGACUACUAUAAAACAGGAGUUGUAAGAUGUCCUCCUUCUGUACCUGUUCAUGAACUGAGAGAAGCAUGUGACUACUUACUUGUGCCGUUUGACGCAUCAACAAUCCGGUGCCAAAACUUGCGUGGCUUAUUGCAUGAACUCUCCAAUGAAGGAGCCCGUAAACAGUUUUUAGAAUACCUUGAGGACUUGUUGUUGCCUCAGAUGGUACUUUGUGCCCAGCAGAGAGGAGAUAGAGAAUGCCACAUAGUUGUACUAACAGAUGAUGAUAUCAUUGACUGGGAUGAGGACUAUCCACCACAAAUGGGAGAGGAAUAUUCACAAAUUGUAAACAGUACCUGUUUGUACAGAUUCUUCCGCUAUAUUGAAAAUAGGGAUGUAGCUAAGCAGGUACUGAGGGACCGAGGUUUGAAGAAAAUUCGCCUUGGCAUUGAAGGAUAUCCAACUUACAAGGAGAAAGUUAAGAAAAGACCUGGUGGUAGAGCUGAAGUCAUCUACAACUAUGUGCAGAGACCCUUCAUCCGCAUGUCUUGGGAGAAAGAAGAAAACAAAAGCAGACAUGUGGAUUUCCAGUGUGUCAAGUCAAAAUCCAUCACUAAUCUGGCAGCUGCCGCUGAUGAAGCUGCUAUGCACCACCAUGACCAGGGUAUGGUCCAGCAGGCACAGGAUGGCACCAUCAAUGUUAUCCCUCCUCAGCCUUCACCUUCAGAGCCUUACCCUGAUGUGCAGCUACCCCCGGAAGCUCUGGAUUAGCAUGGAUUAACAUCUACCCAGGAUUAGCUAACCUUCUCAAGUAUGAUGAUUGUGUUGAGAUUUAUUGAGUACACAAUUUUAACUAUGGCUUAAAGAAGUUGAUAGCAUAGCUGGGUAGAGAAGAUGUUAAUUUGGUUUAAAGCAAAUGAGUUUCCUGCUAAAAAAAAUUAUGUUAAUGUGAUGACUUCUACUAAGUUAAGUUUUUAAUUAAGCCAGAUUUAAGGACAGGUUUUUGCUAAAUCAUACAUAAUUCUUGUGCAGUGUGAACAAUAUUCCGAUUGCAUAAUAAGAAAAAUAAUUAAACAGCUCCUUGCCUAAUUUGCAAUUAUCAUUUAAUCUGCUUUUUGUUUAAAACUGUUUCCUGUGUGCUGUGUGGUGCACAUAUUGCUUUUAUCAUUAACAGUGCGCCUCGAUGCAUUUUUUUAAAGGACAGUGAAAAUUGUAUUUUUAUUUAAUGGAGUUGGUCUUUUAACUUUUGAGUUGAAUUAUGCAAGAAAAAUAAGUUGUGGGUAUAAAUGGCGUGUUGUGUCUGAUUGGCCAGAAUUGGUUCGUUGUUUAAGCAUUAUUUCAAUGGUUUUUUAAGAGUGACGUGCAAUAUGUCUAAUCAUGAAUGGACAGUAUUUUUUCACUCAUGUUGUCAUCUGUCAACAAAAGUAACUUUCUUGUUAAAAAAUGGGUAUUUCCUAUUUUAACCAACACCCUGGCCUGGUUGGUGUCUAUGAAACAAAAUGUAAAUAAUAAAUUUAGUCAACUGGCUCAGUAGUGUUUUCAUUUACCUAGAUUUGUGUCGUACAUAGGUUUUAGGCCAGUAUGGUCAAUUUGUAGCCAGUUUUAUGGCUGAAAUGCCUUAAUGAUACAUACUUUACUGCUAUGUGAUGUGUUAUAGUAAAUGGUGAUUGGCCAACUGCAGACAUGAACUGUCCUAGAUGGCAUGCAUGUGUGUACUGGAAACCUCCAUUCUUGAAGGAGAAUGGCCACUCUUAAUGUGCCUAGAAAGUAGCCCACGGCAUAUUUACUUUUACACUGUCUUGUUCUUGCAUCAGAAAAAUAAGAUAAUUUUGUUUUAAUCCCAGCCCUUUGUAUCAAUUCAGUUUCAGAACUAACAAUCCUCUUAAUAUCAGUCUUUUUUUUUUCAUUAAUUGCUGAAUAUGCUUUAAAAUAAAAUAUUAAAGAUUUUGGUGGCAAUAAAUAAGGAAAAAAG